Hipposideros armiger (great roundleaf bat) is the source of this 2673-nucleotide messenger RNA. It is a transcript of the gene CSF2RA, whose product is annotated as colony stimulating factor 2 receptor subunit alpha. Bases 1120 to 2325 code for a protein of 401 amino acids. NCBI's taxonomy places the organism in Eukaryota, Metazoa, Chordata, Mammalia, Chiroptera, Hipposideridae. The transcript has 11 exons. Gene Ontology annotation, molecular function: protein binding; cytokine receptor activity. The record is from RefSeq and is a predicted model, not a curated record. Gene Ontology annotation, biological process: cytokine-mediated signaling pathway. Gene Ontology annotation, cellular component: external side of plasma membrane; membrane.
UACUCCGUGGUCCUCGAAAUGUGUCGCCACUGCGGUGACAUGUCCUGCUGGUGUGGCUGCAGCUGGCGGUCACGUCUCAGGGUGGGGGGCGUGGGGACUGCUGGAUGCGGGGCGCCCAUCUGAGAGGGGUCACCGGGCAGGGAUCCAACACCCCGUGGGCAUUGCGUCCUACGGUCUCAGCCCCAGCCACCAGCCGGCUCACCCUCGGGGCUCACUGGCUUGUCCGUGAGAACUGGCCUGAGCCCCAACGCAUGCACGCCCCUGGAAGCAGUGUGUGCAUGGCGUCGUCCCCAGGGGGACAGUGGUCCCCAGCUCCCAGGUUGGCUGACGGUCACCCUGUCUGAAAGCUCAGCAGCCCAGUGCAGAGCUGGUGGCCGGGAGGGGUUAGGGGUGUCGCCGGGGAACACGGCGUUUUAUUCUGCGCGUUGUGUUGCCCGAGCACAGCCAUUGAGGGCACCCCCCGCCCUUCGCCCUGGGAACCUCAGGGAGCUCGCAAUGCAAGCUCACCCUAAGGGGCGCCCACAGCUGGUAACCCCUGGUCUCGGAUGCAACCCUGACCCUCUGAGUCAGAGUCUGCUUGCGAGCGCCACCGGCCGCCUCCCCCUCCCCCGGCCCCCCAGGUGAUGCUUCUGUGGGCAGCAAAUUGGAGAAAACGCCACUCUGAUAGAUGCAGGGCACGGGCGAUUAUUUCUGUAUGAAGCUGAACUCUAACAAGGACGGCUGGCCGUGAAGGCCCGAGACCCAUAGGUGUACAAGUUUCCAUUUAUCUGAAACAUGCAAAUCCACAGAGACACAAGCCCCCCCCCCGGGGGGAGGGUUGCCAGGGGCUGCCGGGUGGGGGGCACGGGGACGGGGCCUCCUUCUGGGUGACAAACCGGGUCUGCAGCCCGACCCAGGUGAGGUUUGCCGCUUGCGGUGCUGUUCAGUGCACCUGAACCCGUGCGCUCUCCAAAGGUGUGGUUUACGGCACGUGAACGUUGCCUGCAGUAAAAAAAAAACAAAACAAAACCAAAAAAGCAGCCACCAAUCCAGGCAAGAUCAAUAGAGUUGUGAGAUGCCGUUUCGCGGCCAGUUCUGUGAGGACGCCAGGAGCUGCCUCGUACAUGGUGGGCAUGAGGAAUGAAGGAGGGACGGCGGCGGCGUGACAGAUGUGAAAAUCUCGGAAAGCGGAACUCUGGCUCCCACGCCGAGGAAGGACCCUCUCUGCAAACCUCAGGGGUGGAGCAAAGCACCCCCGUUUUAGAGAACCUUGCGAAGGCCUGGAGGAAUACCAGCCCGCACACAUGUGGAGGAAGCAGCAUGGCCCGUCCCGCGGGAAGCCCCAUGGGUCCCCAGGUGAAGGCCGUCCUGCUGUCGGUGCUCCUGUGCCUGGCGGUCCUCCUGACCCAGCAGGACCAGGGGUCGCGAAGCGAGAAACACAUCCCCUACCUAAACGUGAGGUUCGACCCGUGGAAGAUGAACUUAAGUUGGGACUGCCAAGAAAACGUCACCGUCGUCACCUGUCAGAUGGUGCACAAGGAGAAAGGGCCGGUGACAAAGAAGCCCAAGGGGAAAGCCUGUUACUGCACGUUUGCGACCUACGACCUGCACAGGGGGGCCACGUUCGUGAUUACGGUCAACGACACCAGCCGAGAGCCGAUUAUAGAGACCUACGCUAACCCAGGUGAAGAGGGCACGGCCGCCCAAAACUUCUCCUGUGCCGUCCGCAACGCCAGCUUCAUGAACUGCACGUGGGCCAAGGGUCCGGCAGCCCCUGAGGACGUCCAAUAUUUUUUGUACAUCCAAGACGGAAAGCGAAGCAAGGGAACAGAGUGCCCUCAAUACACAGAACGCUCGGGAACCCACGUGGGGUGCCACCUCCAAGACCUCUCAGAGUUGGACUUCUACUCUUACUUCCUGGUCAACGGCACCAGCCAACAAGCCGGGAUCCAGUUCUUUGACACUAUUUUGUCGUUAAAUGAAAUAGAAAGAUACAGCCCGCCUCACAACAUCACCGUGCGCUGCAACCAGUCACACUGCCUCAUCCAGUGGGAAAAGCCCCGGCUCCUACAGAAACACCUGUCGGACGGGGACUUCCAGUUCCAGCUGGACAUCCGGACAGCGGACAAUACGCAACCAAGCGAAAAUCCACUGGUGCCUGCUGGUUCGGGAACUAGAUACACCUUCGUGAGCCCUCAGCCCAGAGCCAAACACACUGUGAGAAUACGGGCAGCAAACGCCAGGGGCCACACGUGGGGCGACUGGAGCCAGCCGGUCGCAUUCGCUAGGACACCACACGCAGGAACAACAAAAGAAAAACAAAAAAAGAUAAACGUGACCUUAUAAAAACCAAAACCUUCGGUGCGUUCCGCGAACGACACCCUCAAGACAGUGAAAAGGCAGCCCCCAAGAGGGGAGAAAAUAUUUGCACAUCGUAUAGCGGAUGAGGGUCAAGGACCCAACGCUAACGAAGACGUCGGCGGCAAACACGCCAACCCCUUUCUAAAAUGGGGUAAAAAAACAUGGAGGAGGAAAAAAGAAAAAAAAAGAAUCGACAUGUCCAGGCAUACAGUUCUGAACAAGGUUGGCUCACAAUCUCUUCGGCUUAUCGUGCAGACCAAGCACUUUUUCCAGUGAACGUGUCAUUAUUUGUAAACAGCAGACAUCGCAUCUGUUCACACGGAACCGUCUCAA